UCAAAGUUCUCGUCAAGAUGGUCGUCUUUAAACGGGAUCAACUGAAAACCUAUGUGGUGGUGGGCGCCUUUCUAGGCCUCUGUUGCUGGGUAGCUGUUCUGCAAACGAGAUAUGAAAGCAGGAUAAAGCAACUUGAAGAAGAGGGAAGUGUUCGGGUGAAACGUAGUGCCGGAUCCUCUGGUCAAACUGCAGCUGGUGGCGCUACAUACAUUCGCUGGGGUCGUACAGUUUGUCCUGCUGAUGCAGAACUUGUGUAUGCAGGUUAUGGAGGGGCUCAGCACUAUACCCAUGUAGGUGGCUCUGCCGAGUAUAUCUGUGUAUCCGACAAACCAGAAUACGCCUCGAAGACGGCUGCAUGGGAAACCGAUCAGGCAUGGCUGUACGGAAUCGAACUCCAAGUAUCCGGCACGAACUUCUUUAGCACUGCUAACGCUGAUCCGAAUGGGCUCCAUGAUUCCGAUAUCCGAUGUGCAGUGAUGAUUCCAGGAACAAAGUCAUGCCCAAGUAACUGGCAGAAGGAGUACUGGGGCUACCUGAUGACGGGACAUUACCAACACAAGGCUUCCUACAGCUACGCGUGCGUGGAUGACGCACCAGAAGCUGGGGGUGAAAAUGGCUCCAGGAAUGAUAACGGAGGAAUGAUGUACCACGCACAGGGUGCGUGUGGCUCUCUGCCAUGCCCUCCGUACGUCCACGGCUUCGAGAUGACAUGUGUUGUUUGCACAAAAUAG
This is a messenger RNA of Lineus longissimus, 731 nucleotides long. RefSeq lists its product as uncharacterized. NCBI's taxonomy places the organism in Eukaryota, Metazoa, Nemertea, Pilidiophora, Heteronemertea, Lineidae. The transcript has 5 exons. Bases 18 to 731 code for a protein of 237 amino acids. The record is from RefSeq and is a predicted model, not a curated record.